AUUCGCUCACUACUAAUGUUUGUGGUGCAUCGCCACUUCGCCAGUAGUCUCGCCUCGCCAUAGUUUUAGCUCUGGCAGAUCGCAGAGCAUCGAGAAAAUUAUUCCCAUUCAAUCGCAAUCAAAUAAGGAAGUGUACGGGAGUUUCAUAGCAGAGUGAAGAAAAAUAAACCAGUUGAAAUUGGGAACAUAGGGCCAGAUAGAGCUUGAAACACAGUGAAUAAUCGUGAAUAGGUUCUCUAUGAAACAAAAGUUUAAUAAUUAUUGUGGAAAGGAAAUUUGGUGACGGAUAGUGAAAGGUCUUUGGUUUGGCAUCUCGUUGCUGGUUGAUUCAAUCAAAUUUCUUUAAUCCGUGGACGUGGUGCGGUCCAUCUUUCUGUGCUAACAAAGAAGUGUCAUCGUUCAGGGGCGUGUGGUGCCUGCCUAGAAACGGCGCGGGCCUAAAUUUAGAUCAAAGUGGUAUAAAUCUACGCCGUUCCUAUUUUAUCCGAGGGAGGGCUUGAAGGAUUAUUUACGACAACAAUACAUUGUGAAUCAUCAUCAAGGUUCGCUAGUGGAUAAGGAGCUCCAGCUCCAUCAGCGAACAACAGUACGGCAGCGAUUGCAUCAUGGAUAUUACGCUGAUAGUCAAAGCAUCGAACCAGCAGUUCGAUGAUCAGACGAUCAAGUGCGAACCGUCCUGGACGAUCCGGCGGCUUAAAGGGCACCUGACGGAGGUUUACCCCGGAAAACCCAGUACAGACGAGCAGAAACUCAUCUACUCCGGUCAGUUAUUAGGCGAUAGUGUUGUUCUUAAGGACAUUCUUCGACACUACGAUGGCCAAGACGCUCACACAGUACACUUAGUAUUCACACCGAAAAACAACCGUCACAGGGACUUCAACUCAGGAGGGUCAUCUGCCGCUAGUAGCAGCACAGAAGCGAAUAUGUCACCAAAAGCCAAAAAUGAGCCAAGUGCCACAUCUACGACGACACCUGGCUCCAGAGUGGAAUCGGCACGAUCUCCCGAAUCUGGGACCAUUAGUUCCCAGUUUGGGACGGACGGUCUACGACAAAGGAACCUAGCCAGCAGUCAAAAUCUUAACACUUUACCGACUGCGAUUAACGCUAGCCCCAUCCCACCGGCUUCGGCUGACUACAUCAUGGGUCAACAUAUGGCUAUGCAAAAUUGGAUGCAGCAGGCCUAUAUGCAGUAUCUUAAUCAAUACAUGAAUGUGAUAUCCAACGGGCAAAAUCCUCAAGCGUUGUACGCGAGUGCCCCUUCAAACCCAGCCAACCCUGUCACCCCUCAAGCUAGUCCCCAAACUAAUGUCGCUGAAGCAGCACAGCCUAGCCAAAAUCCUAUUUUCGCACAGACCCUUCCCAACCUGGCCUACUAUCCGUACCUGUCCACAAUGAGCUCGACGUCAAUGCCUUCGGCCAGUAGCAUUCCAGCUCCGAUCACAUCAAGCGGCACCAUACCGUCUAGCCCCUCGCCGGCAGCAAGUGUCACACCCGGGCCAUCUAGUCAACCAACAAUACCGAGCCCCGUACCGCCAUCGACAACACCAGCCGUCGGAGCAGGUGUUUCAAGUGCUAGCAGUUCGCCCUCGAGCUCACCCGCAACGACUACGACGGCGGCAGCCGCAGGAACGGUUGCCAACGUGCCUCAGGACACGGCGGCAGCAGCACAAGCUGCUCCAGCAGCGGCACCAGCCGCGGGAGGUGCUGCAGCCGCUCCGGCUCGAAGGUUUCCGAACAUCGUUGUCGAAGAGCAGGAAAAUCGCGACUGGUUGGACAUCUUCUUCAGCAUGUGCCGGGUUGGAAUUCUCAUAACUGUGGUGUAUUUGUACUCAUCGCCGACUCGGUGUCUGACGGUGUUCCUGAUAGGGAUCGGACUGUAUCUCUACCAAAUCGGAUUUUUCCGAAACAACCGAGCAGAUAGAAUGGAACGAGCACGACGAUUGGUCGUCCAGCAAAUCAACAUGGCGCACAUGAUGAGACAGAAUGCUGAACUACGGGCACGUGCUGCUCCCGCUGGUCUCGCACCAGUCGAUCCUGAAGCCGCUGGUAAUGCACAAGCACCAAAUGUCGCCGCCGCUGCUUCUUCGGAAUCAUCAGCGAGAAUCCAAACCGAUGCUACUGAUGGAUCGAAAAAGGCCGACACCACGGAGGAGGCGGAAAAUGACCUGUCCGUUCAACAGGAUUCAAGCAUGACGGAAGAAACCACGGCUGGGACCGAACCAAAUGGAGAAGAACUAAUGAUCAAUCCGUCGAAUACCGCACCAGAGGAGAAUCGCGUUAACAUUAACGACGUGGCGGCAUUUAUCCGCACGUUGGUGUUGUCGUUUUUCACGUCGAUUAUCCCCGACACGCCAGCCGCCUAAUAAACACGAUUCAUUGAUGUCUCACGCGUCAUCACAUUUGGUAAAUGCAUAACAUAUGGUUGGAAAAUCUAUCGAAUUAUGUGAAUAGCUAUUGUUGUAGGAAAUCUGUGUUGGGUAGUAGGAGAAUUUACGUUCUAUUUAGGAAUCAUUCGAAAGUUUGCAAAACGAAGAAUUACCAAAUAGCGAGAUGUGUAAUCAAUUUAGAAUAUCUACAUUAGAUUGGCAUGUUUUUGUUAAGAAAUUUUCACACAUAACCAAAUUAUAAAGUUGCAUUUUUCCUUUACAACUUGUUUACGUUUAGUUUAGAAGAGCCCUGCAAAUCGGCAACAUUAUUCAGACAAAAUACAACAUUUAGAGUAAUGGAGUAACAUAA
Molecule: messenger RNA, 2736 nt
Organism: Armigeres subalbatus
Lineage: Eukaryota; Metazoa; Arthropoda; Insecta; Diptera; Culicidae
Product: homocysteine-responsive endoplasmic reticulum-resident ubiquitin-like domain member 2 protein
Exons: 4
Coding region: 606-2363 (585 amino acids)
Biological process (GO): endoplasmic reticulum unfolded protein response
Molecular function (GO): protein binding
Source: RefSeq, a predicted model, not a curated record